Molecule: messenger RNA, 474 nt
Organism: Letharia lupina
Lineage: Eukaryota; Fungi; Ascomycota; Lecanoromycetes; Lecanorales; Parmeliaceae
Exons: 2
Coding region: 1-474 (157 amino acids)
Source: RefSeq, a predicted model, not a curated record
AUGUUUACCAGGUUCUUUAGACAGCAUUUGGCGGCUGCAAAAGCUGAAAGCUUGGAUCCUCAUUUAUCAUUGCGAAGUGAAGCUGGAACCGGUGUAUGCAAAGAUGGUAGAGCGUUCUGCAGCGCACGUCAGAGAUUGGAAAGAUAUCGUGGGCAGAAAGAUUGGCUGGAACCGUCACCUGCCGAGAACCUCCUUCAGAAACGAGCCACGGACCGGACGUUCCACCCGGAUGACGACGGCGUGCUCAUUCGAGAUGACCCCUUACAUCCGAUCGAGUACACCCGGGCCUCCAUCCGACGGGAGAGCCAGAACACACAUCGUCGAAAAGACGAUCGUCUGAAGCGUGAUCUCAUGGUCCCACGAAGCCCAACUGUGAAAGAGGCGUCUGCUGGAGGGCGUGUGUUCCACGAGCAUUGGUUACGCAAGCUGCAAAAGCCAAGGUGGAGCAACUUCGAGGAUUGGCAAUCCCGAUGA